This is a messenger RNA of Candidozyma duobushaemuli, 1359 nucleotides long. RefSeq names its product Sip5p (gene SIP5). The transcript has a single exon. The record is from RefSeq and is a predicted model, not a curated record. Lineage: Eukaryota; Fungi; Ascomycota; Pichiomycetes; Serinales; Metschnikowiaceae. Gene Ontology annotation, cellular component: cytoplasm. The coding region runs from base 1 to 1359 and encodes 452 amino acids.
AUGGGAAACGUUCCGACCAAGGAGAGUAGAUCCAGAGCCUCCUCGGUAGGAGCCCACCACAGCAACAACCCCACGAGAUCCUCAAGGAGGCACACGACACUGUCGAUUCUUGAAAACGCCGGCUUCAUGGUCUAUCUGAGCGGAUCCAACUCCAGCGGGUCUCAUAAGCCGCUGAGUGAGGAGAGACUCAAAACCAAGCAGGCCCAUUUGCUGGCUCUUAUCGUCAGAUACGACGAGAACGUGGACGGCGGGUUCUUGGCUCCUCACGGAAUCUACAAGCUGAACUUGGACUACAACACCGAGAUUGUCCGGGGGCUUAUAGUGGACAGACGAAUAGCGCCUUUCUUUACACCACUCCAGGACUUUGAUUCCUCCUGGACCGACGACGAGGUGGCCACCAUCGCCAGCCAACUACCUCUCCAUGCCAUUGACCAGGCGUACCUGGAAGAAGAGGAGCCGGACGACGCCGAUAAUCACAAGAUCCACCUUCUGGCCAACUACUUCCGCAGACAAGAGCAGAAAAAAAGGGUCCGGGAGCUCGUGGCCAGCAUGAAAGAGGUACAGAAACAGCACGAAGAGGAGUUCAUGACGGCCCGCAAGGCAUCCAAGGCAGACGAAAACGUGCCCGACCGGGAGCUUCUCCUCAAGCUCUACCGCGAGGCAUCCGAGUGUCCGAUCUGCUUUCUCUACUUCCCGCCCUAUCUCAACGUCAGCCGCUGCUGUGGCCAGCCCAUUUGCAGCGAAUGCUUUGUUCAGAUCAAGCGGCUCGACCCACACCCUCCGCACGACGACAUGAGUAACGAAAACAAGGCCGAGCUCCCCCACACACUCAUCCUGGAGCCAGCCAAUUGUCCAUUCUGUGCCAUGCCCAAUUUUGGCGUCACUUACGACUCUCCCACAGAUCUCAGCGUGGGAAUUGGAGGCGUCCAGUCCCCAGCUAACUACAAAGCGCCAGCAGCAGCCGAGGAUGCGGUGCUGUCCUCGGAAGAAGCGUCAGGUACGCCGGUUCUGCGGUCAUUGAGCCCCCAAAAAGCAAAACCGAAACAGAGAAGAUCGUCUGUGCCCGCAGACGCCGUCGGUGUGGUCACCACCGACUUUAUUCGGCCCGAUUGGGAGCAGAAAUUGGCCAGCGCUAAGUCCAAAUUGGCUCGCCGUGCAGCCACCGCUAGUGCCAUCCACGCCUCGAAUCUUAUUGUUGACGAUGGAAGCGGCACAAGUGCUGGGAACGGCUCUCGAGGUCUGAAUAGCGACAAUCAAAACUUGCGCUACUUGCAGCUGAUCGAGGACCGAAUGAUCGAAGAAGCGAUGCGGCUCUCAUUGGCGGACGAGGAGGAAAGAAGAAAAAAGCUGCACCUGUAG